Messenger RNA from Closterium sp. Naga37s-1, 1944 nucleotides. The record is from the annotation of a GenBank genome assembly. Lineage: Eukaryota; Viridiplantae; Streptophyta; Zygnematophyceae; Desmidiales; Closteriaceae.
AUGAGGAGGAGGCGGACACUUCGGGCAAGGAGGCGUGGAGGCAAGGAGGCGGCACUUCAGCAGAGGUGUAGUGUGGAGUGGAGUGGUAUAAUGCGGCAUGAGGAGGAGACGGACACUUCGGGCAAGGAGCGGGCGCGGAGGCAAGGAGGCGGCACUUCAGCAGAGGUGUGUAGUGUGGUAGGCGGACACUUCGGGCAAGGAGGCGCGGAGGAGGCGGCAGUUCAGCAAGGAGCCGGCGCGGAGGCAAGGCGGUGGCACUUCAGGAGGACGGGCGAGCGUGGUGGGAUGACGCACGGCCAGCAGCCACUGGCGUGUGGCUGCCUCCUACUCGCCCUGCUGACCACCUGCUCAAGGCAAGGAGGACACUUGGGGCAAGGAGGUAAGCAUGGGACACUUGGGGCUCGAGGCAAGAAGGACACUUGGGGAAAGGAGGAGGAGGCAACCAGGCGGCACUUCAGGACGGAGGGGAGAGCGGCAGCAUGGAGGGGAGUCAACGCACCCGCUCAAGGCGGACACUUCAGGCGAGGAGUCGAGGAGGCGGCACUUCAGGUGAGGAGUCGAGGAGGCGACACUUCAGGUGAGGAUCGAGGAGGCGGCACUUCAGUCGAGGAGGCGGCGCUUCAGGUGAGGAGUGGAGGAGGCGGCGCUUCAGGUGAGGAGUCGAGGAGGCGGCGAUUCAGGAGGACGGGCGAGCGUGGUGGGAUGACGCACGGCCGGCAGCCACUCGCGUGUGGCUGCCUCCUACUCGCCCUGCUGACCACCCGCUCAAGGCAAGGAGGACACUUGGGGCAAGGAGGUAAGCAUGCGACUCUUGGGGCUCGAGGCAAGGGGGACACUUGGGGAAAGGAGGAGGAGGCAACCAGGCGGCACUUCAGCAAGGAGAGGGGAGCGGCAGCAUGGACGGGAGUCAACACCGUCACCGACACUGUAAGUCUCUGCUUUGGCAGGACGGCGGGGGAGCAGCAGCAAGGAGGGGAGUCAACACCGUCACCGACACUGACGGCGGGGGAGCAGCAGCAAGGAGGGGAGUCAACACCAUCACCGACACUGACGACGGGGGAGCAGCAGCAAGGAGGGGAGUCAACACCGUCACCGACACUGACGGCGGGGGAGCAGCAGCAAGGAGGGGAGUCAACACCAUCUCUAAGACGGCGCUCCAGUUUCCUUGUCAGGAGCAGAGCGGAGCGGGGCGGGGCGGAGCAGCAGAGCAGAGGAGCUUCUCGGCAACCCUCGGCCAGACAGGAGAUGCAGCAGAGGUGGCGAGGAGCAGCGGGAGCAGAGGAACAGGAGCAGUCGCCUCUGCUCUUCUCUGUUUUCGUGAGCUCAAUUUCCCUACUUUUCGUCACCUGUCCGUCUGGACUCUGUUUCCUGAAUUCUGCCUCUUCCAUUACACAGGAGAUGCAGCAGAGGCGGCGAGGAGCAGCGGGAGCGGAGGAACAGGAGCAGUCGUCUCUGCUCUUCUCUGGAGAUGCAGCAGAGGCAGCGAGGAGCAGCGGGAGCGGAGGAACAGGAGCAGUCGCCUCUGCUCUUCUCUGUUUUCGUGAGUUCAAUUUCCCUACAUUCCUUUAUCUGUCUGUCUUGACUCUGUUCCCUAAAUUCUGCCUCUUCCAUUACACAAGAGAUGCAGCAGAGGCGGCGAGGAGCAGCGGGAGUGGAGGAACAGGAGCAGUCGCCUCUGCUCUUCACUGUUUUCGUGAGCUCAAUUUCCCUACUUUCCGUCACCUGUCCGUCUGGACUCUGUUUCCUGAAUUCUGCCUCUUCCAUUACACAGGAGAUGCAGCAGAGGCGGCGAGGAGCAGCGGGAGCGGAGGAACAGGAGCAGUCGCCUCUGCUCUUCUCUGGUUGAUUUGCACAACAUGCGUGGGGAGCACUGAAGACCCCCAACUGUGGCAUCAGGUGGUCCCACACGAAGGGUCCCCACCUCAACGGGGUGUGUGGGUGUAA